UUUAAUCUUCGUAAUAUUCGCUUCCUAUAAAAUUUUCGUGCCCGUAUUUGCUAAAUUAAAAACAACGAGCACAUUUGAAUAUUUAAAACUAAGAUAUGAUACAAAAACUCGAUUAUUGGGUUCAAUCCUUUAUCUUGGACACAUCAUUUUAGUUUUACCCAUCGUUAUUUAUAUUCCAGCUUUAGCUUUAGUUCAAGCGACCGGCAUCAAUUUACAUUUAAUCAACAUAUUAUUAUGUGCAGUUUGCAUUUUUUACACAAGUAUUGGUGGAUUAAAAGCUGUUGUGUAUUCAGAUGCGCUUCAAUCGAUUGUUAUGAUAGGCGCUUUAGCUAUUGCUUUUACUUUGGGUGUUAUUAGAUGUGGUGGAAUUGAAAAUAUAUGGAAUACCUCGUAUGAAAACGAACGAUUAACGUUGGUGUUUGAUUUAGAUUUUACUAAAAGAAAUGGAUUUUGGGCAGUUUUAAUCGGCCAAUUUAUCGCUUGGAUGAGUUUUAUGGGUAUUAAUCAAACGUAUAUUCAGAAGUGUUUAGCUUUACCGUCACAAAAAGAUAUUACAAAAGUUUUGAUUAUGUUCGCAAUAGGAUUAUUUAUAAUUGGUUCAUUAUGUAAUUUUACUGGAUUGAUUAUGUUUACCGAAUAUUCAACUUGUGAUCCAUUAGAAGCGGGAAUUUUACAAAAACAAGAUCAAUUACUUCCAUAUUACAUCAUGGACAUUGCAAAACAACUUCCCGGAUUAGCUGGAUUUUUCAUUGCAGGAGUUUUUAGUGCGGCUUUAAGUACAAUGUCUGGAAUGCUUAACAGUUUAUCUUGUACAAUUUUUGAAGAUUUUAUUUCUCAUCGAUUACCAAAAAACACUUCGCAACGAAAAAUUAGCACAAUUCUAAAACUAAUUGUUGUUAUAAUUGGAGUUAUCAGCACGAUUAAUGUUUUCAUUGUUGAAAAGCUCGGGGGGAUGUUAGCUUUGGCGAAUAGCCUGUCUGGAAUUACAGCCGGUCCGAUUUUAGCACUUUUCGCUGGUGGGAUGCUUAUACCAAAAAUAAAUUCGAAAGGUGCUUUUUGUGGUACUUUAAUAUCUGUAUGUUCAAUGGCAAUUGUUGUUCUUGGUUCUCAAUGGUACCAAAUUAAUGGUUAUAUAACAACACCACCUCUUCCGGUUUCAAUUGAGGGAUGUCCUUUGAAUGGAACAUUUACAACAAAAACAAAUAUAAAUAUAACAUGCGGACUCAAAUAUGAAUCUAACCUCAGUCAAUUGCUUAAUAAUACUCGUAUGCAAAUCAACAUUACAUUUAUUGCGUUUAACGUAAGCAUCCCAGAACAAUGGAUUUUCUUGUUAAAUAUGAGUAAAAUCAUCACCUG
Messenger RNA from Onthophagus taurus, 1356 nucleotides. The record is from RefSeq and is a predicted model, not a curated record. NCBI's taxonomy places the organism in Eukaryota, Metazoa, Arthropoda, Insecta, Coleoptera, Scarabaeidae.